AUGUCUCUCCCGUGGUCGCAGGUCUCAUCGGUGCUACCGUCCUGGUGGUGUCCGUCUCAGUCACGGUCUUUGUGUGGACAUGCUGUCACCAGCAGGCAGAGAAGAAGCACAAAACUCCACCUUACAAAUUCAUUCACAUGCUGAAAGGAAUCAGUAUCUACCCCGAGACCUUGAGCAACAAGAAGAAAAUCAACCGGAUCCGGAGGGACAAGAAUGGCUCUCCCAAGGAGGCUACCAGGGGAAACCUCCUGGUGGAUGCUGCUGAGUCAGGUUUAAUGAGCUCUGAUAAGGCUCCAGAUGGGCUGACCACAGUUCCCCACGUUGACCAGCUCCCCAUAAAAGUCGAUUAUGGAGAUGAACUAAGCCCAGAUCAAAGCCUGACUCCAGGGGGAAGUAAAACCUCCUCUCCAUCCUCUCCGGGCGACGACGUCAUGUUAGGUGAACUGACUUUCUCAGUGGACUACAACUUCCCCAAAAAAGCUUUGGUGGUCACCAUCCAGGAGGCUCAUGGGCUGCCAGUGAUGGAUGAGCACACGCAGAGCUCUGACCCUUACAUCAAGAUGACCAUUCUCCCCGACAAGAGGCACCGCGUGAAGACUCGUGUCCUUCGCAAGACGCUGGAGCCUGUGUUCGACGAGACCUUCACCUUCUAUGGCAUCCCCUACAGCCAACUGCAGGACCUGGUGCUCCACUUCCUCGUGCUCAGCUUCGACCGCUUCUCCAGGGAUGAUGUCAUUGGGGAGGUCAUGGUGCCCCUUGCUGGGGUGGAUCCGAGCACUGGGAAGGUGCAGCUCACCAGGGAGAUCCUCAAAAGGAACAUCCAAAAAUGCAUCAGCAGAGGAGAGCUGCAGGUCUCCCUGUCCUACCAGCCCGUGGCGCAGAGGAUGACGGUGGUGGUGCUGAAGGCCAGGCACCUGCCAAAGAUGGACAUCACUGGCCUCUCAGCAGAUCCCUACGUCAAGGUCAACGUGUACUACGGCAGGAAGCGCAUCGCCAAAAAGAAGACUCACGUCAAGAAAUGCACUUUGAAUCCUGUCUUCAACGAGUCCUUCAUCUAUGACAUCCCUGCUGAGCUCCUGCCUGACAUCAGCAUCGAGUUCCUGGUCAUCGACUUCGACCGUACCACCAAGAACGAGGUGGUUGGAAGGCUGAUCCUGGGAGCUCACAGCGUCGGCGUCGCCGGCGUGGAGCACUGGAGAGAGGUGUGUGACAACCCCAGGAAACCUGUGGCCAAGUGGCACAGCCUGAGCGAGUACUAG
Molecule: messenger RNA, 1259 nt
Organism: Acanthisitta chloris (rifleman)
Lineage: Eukaryota; Metazoa; Chordata; Aves; Passeriformes; Acanthisittidae
Gene: SYT11
Product: synaptotagmin XI
Exons: 3
Biological process (GO): vesicle fusion; calcium-ion regulated exocytosis; regulation of calcium ion-dependent exocytosis
Cellular component (GO): axon; membrane; synapse
Molecular function (GO): calcium-dependent phospholipid binding; calcium ion binding; clathrin binding
Source: RefSeq, a predicted model, not a curated record